GUUUUUUUUUUUUGGUUUUUUUUAAAGCACCGCCUGCUGUCGCUUUUAAAAAUAGACCGCGUUCCCACACAGAGCCGCUGAAAAGCCAACGCGCUUGUUUUUCUCGGAAAGGCGAGAGAUUCUCAGUGCUGAGCGUGCGUGCGUAAUAUCGGUCCUCAACGCGCGAGUCUGGCGCUUUCGCGUGCUUUGUGAGUUCUGCGCGCUCCUAAUAUACAGAGUUGCUAGUGUCAGCGCUAGGGCAGUGCUGCCCAACCCCGUUCCUGGGGAUCUUUCAACCUGUAGGUUUCAAUUUCGACACUUAUUUGGCACACCUGACUCUAAUUAGCAGCUCAGUGAUAGCUGUUGAAUGAGGUGCGCUUUUCAAGGAUUGAAAUUAAGACCUACAGGACAUGAUAUCUCCAGGAACGGGGGGGGGGGGGGGGGACAAUAGGAAUGCUUUUUAGGCACACCAAUUGCAGAAAGACUCUAGGGCCUGAUUAAAUCUGUGGUAGAGUGCUAAGGACCUGCGCAGAGCAGCUCAGUAACAUUUUCCAUUUUAUUUUCAUGAAAAAUCCAGAACUUCAAAUCCACUGAACAACAAAAGAUACCAGUGACCCGUAAACAAUCCGCUAUUGGGGCGCUGUAGCAUAGAGGGUAAGGAACUGGACUUGUAACCGAAAGGUCACAGGUUCGAUACCUGGGUGGAACACUGCUGUUGUGCCCUUGAGCAAGGUACUUAACCUGCAUUGCUUCAGUAUACAUCCAGCUGUAUAAAUGGAUGCAAUGUAAGUCGCUCUGGAUAAGAGCACCUGAUAAAUGCCUGUACUGUACUACUGUACUACUCUCCCUACACUCUAAAAAAAAAACGGACUGUGGAUUUACAAAAUUCAUGGCUACUUGCUGUGGUACUUUCACAGUAAGCUUUGCAGUGACUGAGCCGGUUCUGAGGAAGGCCUUUGCCAUGUUGGGCCUGCAAUGGGAGUUUCAGCCGCUGGCCUCUGGCAGGAGAUAGAUGUCUCCCACCCAGAGAACAAAAAGAGAGUUUAAUCUGUUACUACAGCUAUUACCAGGCUAAAUUUGCACGCGAGCCUUGGACCUAGCACUUUGUAAGCGCUUUAUAAGCACUUCAGUAUUUUAGCGGUUAUUUAUAAAGCAGUGGUUUUGCACUGUUCAAUAUUAAUUGCCUUUGGACAUGUCAGCCUUGUGUCAAAACAUUUAUUUUAUUAUUGUAUAUAUUUUUUUUACAUUUUAAUUUUCUAAUAUGGAUUAUAUAUUUAAUUCAAAUAUAUCGAAGUGUAUUGGCAUCGCGCCAGGGAAGGCAACGGGGUUACUGUAGCAAAGUUCCAGUCGGAGACGGUUAUCUACAGUCGUUUCGACCGCUUUAUCUGCCCCUCUGCCUGGAACCUUGCGUGUGCGUUUAAUACUCCGCGAUAGCGCUGGGGCGAUAUUAAAGGGGAGUAAUCUCACGGCUGUUUGUUUUUUUUGUUUUUUUUUUACGACCCGACCUUUGCGCCGGGGGGAGUGGCGCGAUCGGCCGCGGGGGAAAGGCCCUCCCGCAGAGUUCCGCCGCUUCAGUCUUCCGCGGGACCGCCGACGGCAUCACCACAGCGAGUUUGGACAAUGGGGUGCUGCAGCGCUAGGUGCGGGCUGAUCGCGGGGGCCGUCCUGGGGGCGCUGAUCGCCGUCCUGGGGGGGAUCCUGAUCCCCGUGGGAGACUCGAUCAUCCGGGAGAACGUCGUCAAGGAAGCCGUCAUCGAGAACGGGAGCACGGCCUACGAGAACUGGGUCUCGGCGGGGGCGCCGGUGUACCGGCAGUUCUGGCUCUUCGACGUGCAGAACCCCUCCGAGGUCGUCGAGCUCGGGGCCAAGCCCGUGGUGGCCCAGCGCGGACCGUACACGUACAGGACCCGCUACCUGCCCAAAGUGAACAUCACGGCCUUCGACAACGACACCAUCUCCUUCGUCCUCCCGGCCGGCGCCAUAUUCGAGCCGGCCCUGUCCGUCGGGCCCGAGGAAGACACCAUCACCGCCCUCAACCUCGCAGUGGCCGGUGCCUAUUCCCUUGUUCCCAAAGACGUCCAUUUCCUCCUGAAUUUGGUCAUAAAGAAACACAACGCCUCGCUCUUUCAGAAAAAGACCGUGAAAGAGCUCAUGUGGGGUUACUUCGACCCCAUCUCGAACUCAACGGUCGGCUUGUUUUAUCCGUACAACGGCACCUACGACGGGCCUUACAACGUGUUCACGGGGAAGGACGACAUCGGCAAAGUGGCUAUGAUUGACAGGUGGAGAGGAGAGAGGCAGCUUAACUUCUGGAAUGACACAUACUGUAACAUGAUUAAUGGUACAGACGCUUCUGCGUUCCCGCCGUUCCUCGACAAGAAGCCGCUGUACUUCUUCACCUCCGACAUCUGCAGGUCCGUGGCAGCCGACUUCCAGAGGAGCGUGGUCCUGAAGGGGAUCGAGCUCUACCGCUACACGCUGAACCCGCGGACCCUGGCCUCCCCCGCGAUCAACCCAGACAACCACUGCUACUGCGGCGACCCCGAGGUGACCCGGAACUGCACCCUGGCCGGGGUCCUGGACAUCAGCUCCUGCACGGGCGGGAUGCCCGUCUACAUCUCCCUGGCCCACUUCCUGUACGGCAGCGAGUACCUGACUCAGGACGUGCUCGGUCUGAACCCCGUCGAAGAGGAGCACUUCACCUUCCUGGAUGUUGAACCCAUCACCGGGAUGACAAUGAGGUUUGCCAAGAGACUUCAGGUCAACAUGAUGUACGGGCCCUCCAAGACAAUAGAUGUGCUGAAGCAGGUGAAGGACUACACCAUAUUCCCCCUGCUGUGGCUGAAUGAGACGGCGGCUCUGGACGACGCGACGGCCGACAUGUUCAAGGGGGCGCUGACGUCGCGCGUGGAGAUGCUGGAGGCGGUGCAGGUGGCGCUGCUGUCGGUGGGGACCGUGGCGUUCGUCCUCUGCGCCGUGGCCGCCUGCGUGGUCCACAGGAAGAGCCGGAGCAAGCUGGUGUGACCGAGGAAGACGCCGCCGCCGCCUCACCGCUAAGUCCCAGGGACGGGUGGGGGUGGGGGGGGGGGGGGUUUGCUGUGAGGACAUUACCGAAUUGGUCGCGAGGCGCGUUCGCAAAAAAAACCCCCCCGCUACCGUCUCUCAGUUGCACUUACACACAUCUGCUUUGACCGGAUAUCGUAUUCCAAAUCUUUACAUUUCGUAUUAUUUCAGAUUCCGUUGUUGCUGGUGUAAUGUCGCCCGCCAAGCCGAUCGCCUGCCGACCUUUUUCAGGACGUCAGAGCUGCGCUCUGUUUAGGUUUUCAAGCAGUGGUGCUCUGACUCGGUCCUAGUGGCCCCUGUGUAUGCUGAUUUUUGUUCCAACUGCAACUGCCAUCCCAGAAUUUUAACGAAAUGUCUGUUUUUCUCAAUAAGCUUUUCGUGGUUUGAGUGAUUAUUUAUCACAUCGUAUCUGAGACAGCUGAGUACGCAAUGAAGAAUUAAAAGUCUGAUAUUCACCUUGUGGCUAAUUGUGAGGCUAAGUUAGUACAAGUUUGUACAUUUUCUAACAAAGUUGCUAGAUAAUUAAAAAUUCUAAGACAAAGAAAACAAUAAUAAGCCAAGUCUGCAUUGUGUUUAAAAAGUUCAAAGAAAAAAAAAAACCAUGAAAGAACAAAAGCAUGUGUUCAACAACCUUAAUUGAGCAAAAACCAAGAUUCACAUGGGGUCCCCAGGACCGGGUUUGAGAACCACAGUUUUAAAACACUGAAACCACAGCUGCCACAACUGUUCUUCUCGAUUUCAUGUAUGCACAGAAAUCAAUUUUCACUGUUUCAUUCCAGAAUUGAAGAGAUUGAAUGUAUCUUUUACUGUUCAAGUGUUACGCGUUUUUUUUUUUGUACCAAUCUGCCCUGUGAUUUCCUUGUGUUUCCAGACGCUUCUGCCAUUUCAUACUUCUUCCUAUUCGAACAUAAAUUUAUUAAUUUUUGUAUU
Molecule: messenger RNA, 3972 nt
Organism: Anguilla rostrata (American eel)
Lineage: Eukaryota; Metazoa; Chordata; Actinopteri; Anguilliformes; Anguillidae
Gene: cd36
Product: CD36 molecule (CD36 blood group)
Exons: 12
Coding region: 1600-3003 (467 amino acids)
Biological process (GO): lipoprotein transport; lipid storage; long-chain fatty acid import into cell
Cellular component (GO): cytoplasm; caveola; cell surface
Molecular function (GO): scavenger receptor activity; low-density lipoprotein particle binding; low-density lipoprotein particle receptor activity
Source: RefSeq, a predicted model, not a curated record